Molecule: messenger RNA, 6243 nt
Organism: Tetrapisispora phaffii CBS 4417
Lineage: Eukaryota; Fungi; Ascomycota; Saccharomycetes; Saccharomycetales; Saccharomycetaceae
Gene: BLM10
Product: proteasome activator BLM10
Exons: 1
Coding region: 1-6243 (2080 amino acids)
Biological process (GO): proteasomal ubiquitin-independent protein catabolic process
Cellular component (GO): cytosol; nucleus
Molecular function (GO): proteasome binding; peptidase activator activity
Source: RefSeq, a predicted model, not a curated record
AUGGUAAACGAAGAUGCUCGCAGGAGAUCUAGAGCCUCAGAAGAGAUUCACGGUGAAGUGAAACGUGGUAAGUUAGCAGAUAAUAAACAUCGCAAUGGGCUUGACCCAGAGACUGUGCUUGCUGAAAGAAUGCGACAUUACGGUCUUGAUUACGUGGAAGAUGCCGAAGAGCAUAGUAAGAAUGUGUUUGAUAAGUCGUCGAAAUGGUUCAGUAGAGACGUCAAGCCAAAGUUCCCAAUUGAUGAAUGCCUUCCGUACAAGAUUGAGUCACACUUGGAGCAGGCCAAGUAUGUAUGUCAUAUUUUGAUUAACCUUUAUGUGGCUAUCAAUUCAAAGGAUAUCCAAGGUUUGAUUUCCAUCUCAACUCAGGACUUUGCAGAAUUGAAACAGGACAUUCAGUCAUAUGGGGUAGAAAAUGGUGUUGUAGAUACAGAUAUGUUGAAUUCUGACAUUGCUGAUUUUGACGAAGGUGAGUACAUGGAGGAGCAAAUUGAUGAAAACGAGUACAUUGAUCUUGCAGGUCCUGAUUUUAAUGCCAUAGGUAAGAUUACAAGUGCCUCUGCCACCAUAGUCAAUGUUAACUAUUGGACCAAUGAAUUGAAAAAUUGCAUGCAUAUUGACUUUCCCUUGGCAUUGAGGAAGAAACUGGCUUCUGUUUACUAUUAUUUAUCGUUGGUUCAAGGACAAAAGAUUUAUAGACAGAUGCAUGUUGAAAUGUUCGAACAAUUAGUCAGCAAAGAUGAUGACGGUACAAACUUCACCGACUUAUUGAUAAAAGACGGUUUAGUAUUGGACUACUCUCUCCUGUUUGACUACUUAUCAGAAUUUUUACCUUAUCCAGACUCAGAUUAUGUUCGUCAUGAUAUUAACUCCAAAGAUGACUUGCAAUUGUUUAGAUUACUGCUCAAAUUAGCACAUCAAGCAAAACCUUUCUUUAAUGAAAAGGAUACAAAACUGAUGACAAGAGUGAUGGAUAGUUUCAUGUCAAGUUUGGCUCCUUCAACAAUGUCAACUGUGCUUCCAAUGAUCACAUCUUUCGUACCAUACCAUUAUCAUAAAGAUGCAAAAAUUCUAGAUUAUUUUCCACUCUUCUUUAGUUUAUGGAGUUCAGUAAGUGCAAAUAUUGCAAUUGAUACACAUAUGUAUGAUUUUGUAGGAAACAUUUCUGAAGAUGUACAUUCUAAAUUAUUAAAAAAUGAUGAUAGAAUAAAUGAUGUUGAAUUUACAAAAUUUGGUGUAUUUACAGCUUCUCAACUCACCUUUUUGUUUAAUAGAGUACAAGGACAUUUGAGAACUGAUGGACAAAUACAUUCUUAUUCAAGGACAGUCAGACCAUUUGUUUACUGUAUCAAUGGUUCUUCACAUUCAGAAUAUUUUGCUAAAUUAUCAAGUUUAGUGAAUUCAAUUGAAACUUUUGUUCAUCCAUCAAAUAGUGGUUAUUGGACAAAGACCAUCGCUAAAUUUAUUCAUGGUUUCAUUAAAAUGUAUCAUAAGAGAUAUACAUUUGAAAAAUAUAUAUCAAGUAAAAGCUCCAAUGACUUUAGGUUAACAGAUGAAUGUCACGCUAAAAUAGUUGAUACUUUCGUUGAUAUAUUGAUAACAGGAUCUCAAAGUAAAGGUAGUGAAAUUGCAAACUAUUAUAUAUCAUCAUUUGCUUACCUUCUAGAUCUAAACCCAACGAAUAAGCAAAAGAUAUUCGAUAAGAUUUUAGGUGACUUAUAUGAAGCAUUAGGUGGCGAAUAUGUACAUUCAAGACAUAGGAUCAUAUCAUCUUUGAAACAAUUUACAAGAAUAGUGAGAUAUAUGGCUACUGAUACCCUAUAUAGGGUCCAUGUUACUAAUAUUUUAUCUAUGUUAGUGUCAAAAAUGGAUAUAAACGAUACUAAUUUAACGAGUAAUUUGAUAAACGGUAUAGUAUCAACUGCAUCUUUUAUACCUUUUGCAAAUAUGAUUAAAGAUGAUGAGUAUUUGACUUUUGAAUCACAUACUUUACCUUUUAUUGAACAACAUUAUUAUUAUAUCAAAUCAGAAGAAAACAAUGGUCAAUUUCAGUACGAUCCAGAGAUUUUGCACAAUGCAUUUAGGGCAUCUACGACUAUUUUUGAAAAUAUUGCAAGAGAAUAUAUUGACAAGUUAUUUCAAUUCAUAUCUGUUGAUCUAGAAGAUGGUUUCAUUUCUAAAAUAAACAAUACUACUAUGCUUAUGCAAGAAUCUAUGGACGACAAAAUAUUUGCAUAUUAUUCCAAGAAACUUUUAACUUCAUUCUGGGAAAAUGAUCUAAUAGUUGAGUCAAAUCCAAAUUAUGAAUUAUUGACGAUUCCUUUAGCAGCUUUGGUUAAAAGAGAUCCAACCUUAUGUCAAUCUAUAUUUAAAAAUUUAGCAUUCAACAUUAGAAACCAAAUUGAAAAAGGUGCAGGUUCUAUUAGAAGCACAUCAGAAAUCCAACAAAGAGAUUACAGAUUAGUUCUCUAUUUAACCGCAAUGAACGAUGUUAUUAGACAAUCAUAUUCUACCGUUUUGAGUUUUCAUAAAGAAUUAUUUGAUUUUAUGACAUACAUUUACGAUAAUAUCACCAAUCCUCCGAUUGAUAUUAUAACAUCUAUUCUAAGUCACAGUGUGCUUGCAACUUUGACUACCACUGAAGUUGUAAAUUCACCUUUGUUUGCCAAGGAUUGUAAAGUGUCAUUGGAAGAUCGUUGGGGAGGUAUGCAAUUUGACGACUCCAAAUUCAAUAAAGAUAACUUAAAAUUUGAUUGGCACGUAUCUACCCAGGAAGAAGUUGCAGUUGCAAUUGAAUUCUUAGAGAACAUAUUUAAAUAUUGCAAAGAAAAUACUUUGAAAACACUAGAGAGUGGUGAAACUGGCUCUUUUUUCGUUGAUAAAAUACAAAAAUAUGUUUUGAUUAUGACACAUACAUUAUCAGGUGCAAGUUUGCUAUUUGAUCCUGAUUUCAACCAACAACUUAUUAAACUAAAUCAUGAUUUAAAAACUAAAGAUAUGUCAUCAUACAAAGAAAUUUUCUCAUCUAUGAUGAGUUUGAAUUUCAAUCAAAGUUAUUUAGAUGAAUUUGAAAAAGAAUCAAGUAGCACACCAAGUACUCUAAAUUCAGAAGAUGCUGUAGAAAUGAAAGCUAGUUCAACGGAUGAAUUAGUUACUGAAGGGGAGAUAGAUGAACUUGCUGUUCAAUCAUUUGAAAAUACACCAAUCCCGGGAGCAACUUCCUCUAGUGGUGAAGAAACUGCAGUCUUUAGAGAAAUAGAUAUAUUUGCUUGUAAUUAUUUCUUUGGAGUAACUACAGAGGAAAAGUUUAACAAUCCAAGAUAUUUACAUGUUCACCAUAUUAGGAAUGAAAUUGGUUUGUUUUUCCAUAAACUAUUUACAUAUUUAUCUAAAAAUUUUGAAGAUAACACUAUGAUAUUUCAAAUUUUAUUACAUGGUUUGAAAGUUUGGUUUACUGAUGUUGGUCAAGAAGUUAUCUUUAAUGAAGAUCAAACUGCUAAGUUAGAUUUAGAAUUUUUGGAAAAUAUUCAAACAUUAUCUCAUCUUGUGGAACCAUUUACAAGAACUGCUUUAUCUGUAAAAGCUGAUAAUUAUCACCAGAGUAGAGUUUAUUUACAUUCCACAAUUAGAAAACCUUCUUUGUUAGAGAGGCGCUUGUUAAAUGAUAUUGUUGUGUUGGCUGCAUCAGUUUAUCCUGACGUUAGUAAACCAGCACAAGGUACUUUGGUGCAUUGUAUGAAACAGUUGUUUGGUUCUUACCUUUAUGUUAUUGAAUUGAUUAUUAGAAAAUUAAAUGAAUGUAUUAAAUCGAACUCUUAUAUGGAAAUUGAAGUCGUACUAUCUAUAUUAAUGAUUAAGAAGAUUCACAGAAGGUUAAUGUCCGACUACAAUAAUCAAGAACAGAUCAUAAUAUUAUUGAUUCAAUGUUGUGGUAUUCAUGAAAUGGAUAUAGCAUUGUAUGCAGAGAAGAUUUUGAAUGAUAUUGUUACUGGUUUAAAGAUUCCAUCAAGUGUCUGUGUUAUUGAUGAAAAUGCUAAGAAAAACAUUUCACCUUCUGAUAAUUUAAUUGAUACUCAGGUUUCAUUAAUUGAGAAAGCAAAGAAUAACAAAAGAAAGUUAUAUUUAUCUAGAUUAUCUAAAAUUAAAGAUAAACUAUACACGGAACUAAAAAAAGAUCCAGAAGGGAAUUGGAAAGUAUCGAUGUUUAUUGUACGUUUCAUCUCUAAGUUAGAAGCUAGUUUAGAAUUUCAAUCUGAUGUAAAAUCAUUAGAGAUCAUAUUUGAACAGAUUCAAACCAAGCACCCAAUGUUGAUUCAAUUAGGUAUUAAAUGUCUAUUAGGAAUUUUCAAUAAAAUUCUAUCGCUGUCUGACUACAAAUAUGACAUAACUAGAGCUUAUGUCAGUAAUUUUGAUCCAGCAUCUGUUAAUAAAAUAGAUACAUCUCAAACUUCAUUUAAUAAGACCUUCCAAACAGAAAUGAAUAAAUUUGAGAAUCCAAGUUAUUUUAUCGACUCAAGACCAUUCGUUGGUUGGUUAUGUUGGGGUAGUCCAAUGAAAGUACUUCAAACUCGUCAAGUCGACUUAGUUUUACAAAAUUAUGAACAAGAUAUGUUAAUUAAGUUUUCUAACUCUGUUACAAAAGAGUUCUUAAAAGAAUUAGUAUCAAAUUUUGUUAAGGAUAAUGAAACGAAAAGUAUUUUUAGCAGUGGAAAUGUCUCUUUCUAUAUGUUAGUAGUAUAUGCAUGUUCGCAAGAACAUUGCGAAUAUGAUAUUGAUUUCUUAUUUGAAUUAUGUGAAGAGACUUAUGAUAAGUAUGAUAAAGCAAGUAUGAUUAUGUCUGUUGAGAUAUUUUCUGGUUUAAUUUGUGGUAUCAAAUAUUUGGAUGAGAGACGUGUUGGCGAAGUUGAUAAAUUUGUUGAUAGAUUCUUAGAGAAAUGUUUAUUUAAUGAAUUAAAUCAAGACGGUUUUGAAAUAUGGGGCACAAUAUGUUGGUGGCUACCAACUGUUGUUGAUUGUAGAAGAUGUCCAGCAAUGUAUAAGAGGUUUUCUGAUAUUAGCAGCAUUAUUGAAAUGAGCAAUGAAGACGUUAGUAAUCAGGUGUCUAGAAUCAAUAUGUUCCGCAACUUAUUAAUGGGCAUUGAAUACAAAUCUCCUAACACUUCGCCUGUUUUAGAAUUAUUGAAAUUUGACAACCAACAUGAGCCAAUAAGAGAAGUGUCAGCUAAAUUGUUGAGUACGAUCAUUCAGAAUCGAAGUGCUCCAAAUUAUGUAUCUAGUGAGGAAGUUAUCAAAGCCCAGAGUGAGAACAGCAGUGGUCUUGGGAUCCCUAUUAAAAGGAUGCCACCUAAGAUUGGAGAAUACAUUGCAGCCCAAUUUGCAAUGAUCAAAGAAGAGUCAUUGAAGGUUACAGAAAUGACUCCGCAAGAGAUUCUAAAGUCUAGGUACUAUUUCAUGGCGUCUUCUAUGUACUUCCUGUUGAGUGAACUGGGAAGAGGGCCUAACAAAAUUCUUUUGGUUCCUUAUAUUGUUGAGUACGUCAUGCCAUUUUUAAUGGACCUUACAACUCACAAGGACAUGUGCAAGAUCAGUGGUUUGGACCCUGCCAAGUUAUACGUAUCAAUCGCCUACAUGCCUAUCCCAAGAGCGUACAUCUCUGAUAUCAUCAAUUUGAUCUGUGACGACUCUGUUGUUGCCUCGUCGUUCCAAAAACAGUUGCAAAUGAGUUUGAUCCAGCAUUUCUUGUCGUCGCAACUUCUGCAACUGACCGAAACUGAGAAGAGCAUGAUUUUGGAGGAGAUCAUUACGAACCUGUACAACUCGCAGUACAUCGAGGUGCGCAUGAGAGCUGCAGAGGUGCUGUCUGAUAUAGUGCACAAUUUUGGCGAUGAACAACGAUUAACGAUGCUGAUUGCGAGGUUCUCGAAAGAGCUGUGUGGCUUCUCGUGGGAGCCCGCCAGAGCAUGUCGAAGACCGACGUCAAAGUCCACGGCAGUGUGGUCGGGCUGGGGGCCGAUUGUCUCCGCAUUCCCGUACGUGUUCCCAUUGCCGAAGUGGAUACCUGAACAAUUGAGUGUCCUGGCUUCGUGGGCCAGGACCCAUGGGAUGGCAGGCAUCGCUGCCAAGAACACCAUUUCCGAGUUCAAGAAGGUGCGCACCGACACCUGGCAGUUCGACCGCCAGGUGUUCAGUGGCGAGCAACUGGAAGACAUGGAAGGAGCACUAUGGCGCAGCUAUUACGCCUAA